CGUUUCGUUUUGUUUACGUCAAAUAGACGCGAUGAUGCGGAGUUCGUAAAUUUUAUUUUUGUUUUACUGAAUUAAAUGGUAUUUAAUAAAUACAUGUGUAAUCAUAUUAUAUAGAAAUAAACAGAAUGUAAGGUGGGCGCUGAAAAAUUUCAAUUUAUCUGCUAAGAUCAUAAAUUGCAUCAUGGAGGGCAAGAAAAUAUCUUUUGGUUUCAUGAAAACUAAAAAGGUGGAAAAGCCUAUGUCACCAGUAAUAACUGAAGAUAAAAGGGAAUACAUAGAAUGUGUUGAAGAAAAGUCAAUUAAAGUCGUCGGAGGAGAAACAGUAACAGAAGAAUUACCACUAGUAAUUCCCAUGAAACCAAACACCCUAAUCACUGCAGAGAAACUCAGAGAAAUAGCAGAGAAAGUUGAGAGUGCCGUACAAGAGCCAGAAAUUAAAGAAGAACCGGUUAUCAAAGAAGAGAAGAUUGAUGAAAAUGAGACUCUUGAUCAGAUGGCAGUAAGAGAGUUGUUGCAGGAAGCUAAGAAAAAUGUUAAAGUCGAAGUUGAUGAUAAAUUAGCUAUACCCACCCCGGCAAAACCAAUUAUGACUGGAGAGAAAGAGUCAACCUUGGAUGACUAUGAGUCAGUUCCUAUCCAACAGUUUGGUAUGGCAAUGCUUCGAGGCAUGGGAUGGACACCUAGCAAAGAAGGGUCCAAAUACAAGCAACCUGAACUGCGGCCAAAAGGUCUUGGCUUAGGAGCUGAUAAAGUAAUCAAAAAGAAUCAGAAGGAACAGAAAAAAGACAGCAAAGAGGAAGAAUUAGUUAUUGUGAAAAACUCCUUUGUGAAAAUCACUACUGGGAAAUAUGCUGGUUACUAUGGCAAGGUGGUAAGCUUAGAUGAAGACAACGGACGAGUAAUGGUAGAAAUUGCAGUAAAGAAAGAAACAGUCAGCCUCAGCGAAUUUAUGAUGCAGGCAGUCACUAAAUCUGAAUAUGACAAGGAAUCUAAAGUUAUAAACGCGGAUUCAUACGAAGAGUACAAAAAGGCUGAAAAAGUUUCCCAGAAACAACCAAAACAGGAAGAAAGAAGUUCAACCAGUCAAAGAAAUAAUGAAGUAAGUGCCAAAAAUGAUAGAGACAGAUAUAAUGACGAUCAUAGAAGGAAUAGAGAAGAAAAAUCAUCAAAUGGCAGAAGUAGGGAUAAAGUAAAAGAGAGAAGAGAUUCUUCAAGCAGUGAAGACAGGUCAAGACGUAGACAUAAAAAAGACAAGAAAAGAUAUAGCAGUAAUGACUCAUUAAGCUCUUCUGACGACGAUAAUAGAAGAAGAAAACAUAAGUCUAAAAGCAGAAGACAAAGAAGUAGUUCCGAAGACUCACACAAGAGAAGUUCGGAAGUAAAAAGAGACAUUGAUAAGAAACGCAAAGGAAAAAAGAAGAAGAGAGACAGAGAUCGGUCUCCUAAUUAUAAAAAACAUAGGAAAUAAGAAUCAUGUGUAAAUAAAUUCUUUUUUAAA
This is a messenger RNA of Helicoverpa armigera (cotton bollworm), 1498 nucleotides long. Its product is annotated as G-patch domain and KOW motifs-containing protein. The transcript has 6 exons. The coding region runs from base 182 to 1468 and encodes 428 amino acids. Lineage: Eukaryota; Metazoa; Arthropoda; Insecta; Lepidoptera; Noctuidae. Gene Ontology annotation, cellular component: spliceosomal complex. Gene Ontology annotation, biological process: mRNA splicing, via spliceosome. The record is from RefSeq and is a predicted model, not a curated record.